CAAUUCGAUUCAGGUAAAUUCAGGUAGUUCGGAGAAGAGUUCGUGGUUCGGUCGUUGGACGAUUGUUUCGAAUCUAUUGAUUCAAAUGUGAAAUAAUGUAGAAGAUUCUUCGUCGUCGACCUGUUUAAAAUAUUCGUUUGUGAUAACGCUUUUCAUCGGCCAACCCGACUUUGCUGUGCGUUUCGUGAUUCGUGUUUUUAUUUUUGGAGGCUCAUAAGAAAAAAUUAUGUUGAGGGCGCGCGUCGUUCGCGGAUGCUCGUCUAUUUGAGUUUCAGCUGCCUGGAAAAAAGCUAUAUUGGAACGCAACAAGUGCGAUUUGGAGUUAUAAUUCGAUCGCGAUCGUUAUUGUUUUUUCGCAAUCUCCAUUUUCCGUCGCGUUUCGGCGCCGACGUCGACUGCGCAGCCGCCGCGACGCGAAAUGUGCAACAACAAGUUUAACAGAAAAUACCAAUACAACGACCAAGUUAACAAAUAUAUUUGAUAGCUGCCUUAAUUUGAUUAGCAGGCCGAAAGUGAAGUGCAAAAAUAAAAAUCAAAAAAGCUAUUGUUUUUCAUCUGAAAGCUGAAAGUGUGGAGCUACAUACAUACACACACACAUACAUUGGAUUAGCAGAGCGCCGAGGCGGGCUGAGAAGAAGAUAGCCGGAGACUCUACCAAAAUUAGAAACAAUAACGUCACACUGGAGUCACAAUACGAUACGAGACACUUCCAAAGCUAAGAGACACCGUCCCUUCCUUCCUUCCGACUUCAACCUGUACAGUAUGUCACAUGAUAAGAAGAUGCUGGACCGCGAGGCAGUUCGUUCAGUGAUACAGCAAUGGAAUGCCAAUCGAUUGGAUCUCUUUGCGCUCUCCGAGCCAGACGAGAACCUGCUCUUCCAUGGCGUUAUGCGCUUCUACUUCCAAGACGCUGGCCAGAAAGUGGCCACCAAAUGCAUUCGCGUGGCCUCCGAUGCCACAGUCACAGAUGUCAUAGACACACUGAUUGAGAAAUUCCGUCCCGAUAUGCGGAUGCUAUCCGUUCCCAACUACGCCCUCUACGAGGUGCAUGCCAAUGGCGAGGAGCGGCGACUGAACGCCGAUGAGAAGCCACUGUUGGUGCAACUCAACUGGCACAUCGACGAUCGUGAGGGUCGCUUCCUGCUGAAGAACAUUGACCAGAAAACCACACCCAUCGAACAGACAGAUCUGAACUUCAAGCGGAAGCUCUCCAAGCGCGAGAAGAAGGAGCAGAAGAAGAAGGAGAAGAUGGCCAAGCUCAGCUCUGAUCCUCCCACCGCCAAUGGCAACCAGCUGGGCAUUGGCAACGGCAUCGGCGGAUCCGCGGGGUCGGCUCACAUGAACGGCAACGCCGGCGGCAGCGGAGGAGAUGGUGGCGAUGCCGUGGCAGGGAAGCUGUACACCGAACUGCCGGAAACCUCGUUCACACGAUCGAUCUCAAACCCGGAGGCCGUUAUGCGAAGACGCCGCCAGCAGAAGCUGGAGAAGAAGCUGCAACAGUUUCGAUCGCGUGACGGCGGCCCCGACACGGGAGGAACGCUCAAGAUUUAUGGCGAGAGUCUAUGCCAGGACGUGCCAUACAAGACCCUGCUGCUCUCCAUCCGGGACUGUGCCCAGGCAGUGGUCCGGGAAAUGCUCACCAAAUACGGACUAGAGAAAGCCGAUCCUCUUCACUACUGCCUAGUUCAGGUCAACAGCGACGGAACGGAGUACAUACUUGACGACGAUGAGUGCCCGCUAUCGAUACUCAUGAAUCACCCAACGUCACGAGGUUCCAUUAUGUUUCACGUGCGGCGCCGGCCGGCGGACUCCCAGCCGCGGAGACGCAAAAAGAAGCCACUGGGAGCGUCCAAUGGGGCCAACCACAUGUCCGGCGAUCGCGAGGGACCUGUCCUGGUGGAGGUGACCCACAGCGGCGAUGGCGGCCGGCGCAUCAAGCUGGGCAGCGAUCCAGUGGAGGUGGGAUCUGCAAACACCAACUGCCUGCAGCUGUUUGGACCCUCGAUCCAGCCGAGGCACUGCCUCAUCUCGCUGCUGGAGGGCGUCUGCACGGUGACCCCGCUGCACACCGACGCCCUGACCUUUGUCAAUGGCCACCACAUCAGCCAGCCGACCAUUUUGCAUAACGGCUCGGUUGUGAUGUUUGGACGCGUGGCCUCCUACCGAUUCCUCGACUCCCCCACGGACGGACGCUACAAUCUGGCCCUGUCCCAGUCCCAGUUGGACUCGGCAUGUCUCUACGAGAGUCGCUCACCCACAUCCCCCGGUUCCUGGAACGACGAGGAUGGAGCCCUGAGCUCGACCCACAAAAGCGACUACGACCAUCAUCAGCAGUCGAACCAGUCGAGUGCCUAUCACAACAACAACAACUCCAGUGACCAUCCCCUCAGCAGCACCCUGAGAGACACGGUGGACAGCAAGGCGGGACAGGAUCAGGUGGGCGGCGGCUACGAUGGCCAAAGCCUGGAGGGCAACCUGGAGAACGAGACCAAGUCGAUUUCCAGCAUGAAGUCAGGUGGUUCCACCAGCCAGGAUCGGUCACCCAAGAUGCCAGGGUCUGGUCUUAUGGCCGGCGGCGGCAGCGGCUCCGGAGACGGGCAGGGACAAGAGCCCAUUCUGCCGGCGGUCCUUGAGUUUCCAGAGACGCACCAGGAGCUUUUUCUGCGUCACAUCAUCAGUGAGCUGGAUGUAAAUGUUCCGCACUUUAAGCUGGCGCCCGUCUACUCGCUCUACCUGUGCGCCAGAUACCGGGCCUCCACGCACUACCGCCCGGAGCUGCAGCCCACGGAGCGCGCCCACAAGCUGACCAUCUUCCUGCACCACGUGGCCAACUUGGUCUACAGCGUGGUCCAGGAACAGUACACCGACCCCCGGAUCCUGGCCUUUUGGAUGGCCAACAGCUCGGAGUUUCUGCACUUCCUGAAGUCGGACCGCCACAUCAGCGCCUUCAGCGUCCAGGCCCAGGAGGUGCUGGCCGAGGCGGUCCAGACGGCGUUCCGCAACCUGGUCAACUGCUUCCGCCUGGAGCUCUCACAGACUCUCAACCAGUUUCUCUCGGAGACCAUCGACCACGACUCGGCGGCGGGACUAGUGCUCACCGUCCUGGGCUCCGCCAUGGCCUUGCUGAGGAGGUGCCGCGUGAAUGCCGCCCUCACCAUCCAGCUCUUCUCCCAGCUGUUCCACUACAUCAAUGUCAUAUGUUUCAAUACGAUUGUGGCGAACUCCCACAUGUGCACGGCGGACUGGGGCAAGGUGAUGACUGAGCGACUCCAGCUAUUGGAGCUGUGGGCCGAGCGGCAGGGUCUGGAGUUGGCCGCCGACUGCCACCUGGCUAAGAUCAACCAGUGCGCCCAGUUCCUGCAGGCGCCCAAGUCCUCCGUGGAGGAGAUCCAGCAGCUGGCGUGCUCUUGCUUCCGUCUCAACUCUCUUCAAAUGGCCGCCCUGCUGCAGCAGGAGAAGCUGCCCCGCAACCUGGUGGACACAGCCAUCCGGAUGGCCGAGUCCGUGGCCGACGAACUGACCCGCGCCGAUGGACGCGAGGUCCGCCUGGAGGAGUCGCCAGAGCUUCACUUGGCGCUGCUACUGCCCGAUGACGGAUUCAGCUGCGACGUGGUCCGAAGCAUACCCACCGGCCUGGUCGACUUCCUCAAUCCUCUGCAGCAGCAAGGCAUGUGCCGGCUGGCAGCCCAACCCACGUCGAUUGGGCUCUGGACGGUCUACAUGCACCAGUUCAAUGCCCGCAGCUCCAGUGCAAUGUCCAACAAGCUGCCGCAGCCCGAACUCCAGCUGAUCAAGCUCCACAAAAACAGCAACGGCAUGGGCCUGUCCAUAGUGGCGGCCAAGGGGGCCGGUCAGGAGAAGCUGGGGAUCUACAUCAAGAGCGUGGUGCCCGGAGGAGCGGCCGAUGCGGAUGGCCGCCUGCAGGCUGGAGAUCAGCUGCUCCGCGUAGAUGGACAAAGCCUUAUUGGCAUCACCCAGGAAAGGGCUGCGGAUUACUUGGUGCGAACAGGCCCGGUGGUCAGCCUGGAGGUAGCCAAGCAGGGAGCCAUCUACCACGGACUGGCGACACUGCUACAGCAACCUAGUCCGGUCAUCCAGCGUGGUAAUCGACGUAUGUCCGAGCGCGACCUGACGCGAAUGGGCGGCGCCGAGUCGACCAAGUCCCUGGGGCCACUGCUGGCCAACAGUCACCCGAAUCACAGCCUCAGUCUCAGCCAGCACCUGAACAGCAGCCAUAGCAACACCCUCGGCAAUAGCAACAAUAGUAGCAUCAUCAAUCCAUUAGCUGCACACCUUCCGAACAGCAAGUCGGUGCCGGCCUUGCAUCACCACACGGGAUCGGGUACCAUAUCCCUGGCCAAUUCAAAGUCACGCAGCACGCACAGUUUGCAUAACAAUACAUCGGGCAUGGGCAUAGGAGGAGGAGUAGGAGGAGGAGUCGGUAGUGGAGCCGGAAUGCUGGGUCACCCAAAUGGCAGCCACAGCAAUGCAAAUGGAAAUGGAAAUGGCAACGGCAAUGGGAACGGCAACGAGCAGGGAUUCUAUCAGAAUCUCAGUGUAUAUCGGGCACAGAAUCAGAGUCAGCCGAUACUGAAUGAAAGACCGCCGAUGCCCGCACAUGCCGCCAUGAGCGGGUACAAUGGCAGUUCCCCGCUUGCAGCCGCCACUCUGCCACAGCAGCAGCAACAACCGUCGCCCUACCAGCAGCAGCAGCACCUGCAGGCCAACGCUAACCUGCCGCCCACUCGUCCCGUUUCCGCCUACUACCACAGCCAGCAGACGGCGCAGCAGCAGCUCCAGCAGCAACAGCAACAGCAGCAACAACAGCAGCAGCAGCACACCCUGCAGCAGCAGCAGUUCGCCCACAGCAGCAGCAAUCUCAAUGGCCAGCAGCAGCCACAGCACCAGCUCACCCUCAACAACCGCGCCAAGAGCCAGCAGAACUUCCAGCACACCCUGCGCAUGCAGCACAUGAUGGCUCCAUCGAUGCCCAACAUCAGCAACAUGUACCACCAGCAGCAGCAGCAGCAGCAACAACAGCAGCAGCCACAGUUGCCCCUGCAACAGCAGCAGCAGCACCAGCAGCAACCCCUGAUGAGCAGCAGCCAGAGCAUGCAGAAUGUGAACGAGUUCGGAGGAGGCUAUCAGAACGGUGGCCUGGAGUACCGACGCAGCCAGCUCCAUGAACCCCCCACGCUCUACGAGCUCCAGCAGCAACAGCCGUCGCCCAACUUCAUAGCCCUGCCACCAAAGCCCUUGGGCAGCCUGCAAUCCCCCAAUAAGCCAGCAGCUCCACCGAGCACGGCGCCCAAGCCACAGCAGCAACAACAGCGAAUGGCCCAGGGCGCCUACCUGGGGCAACCAUUGAUGGCGGAGGACAAGCCGCCGCUGCCACCCACAGCAACGCAUCCGCUGUACAAGGCCUCGCAGCAACUGGCUCCGGGCAUGAACUAUGUGGCCAGCACUUUGGAUCCCCCCAAGGGCAGCUAUGUGCCGGCCAACCAGGCGGCCAAUCGGGCGCUUCACAGCGGCGGCAAUCCCUGGGAGCGGGAAGAGCGCGAAAAGGAUCUGGAGAUGCGACGCGAGCACAUCCGUCAGUGGCGGGAGCAACAGAUAUCGGAGCUCUCGCAGAUUGUAUCCCGCUCGCCCAUGCAGGAGGAGCAGCUGAAGACGCUGAUCCUGGAGCGGGACUUUGAGCGACGAGCGCAGGAGUUGCAGGAGCAGGAGGAUCAGGAUCACGAGCAGCAAUACGACAAGGAGAAUGUACAGGAGCUGUUCCGACUGGCUGGAGGUGGCCAGGUCAGUGCCAUACAAACCCCCAUCACCAGCUUCCGUCAGACAGAGAUCAAGCUGGCGGAGAUCACGGACAGCAGCAGCCAGAUUGAUGCGGCGCCUGCACCAGCUCCCCCGGCUCCAGCUGCCCCAUCCGUGGGCAGCACCCAGCAGCCGAAGAGCAUUCUCAAGCAUAACAGAUACUCGGAAGGUGGAGCCGGAAGCAGUGGCGCCCCUUCGUCGCCGUCCAAGUCCCAAAAGUCGGCUAGUUUUGCUGACGAAAGGCACCUGCAGACCGAGCACCCGAUAUCCAGCCUGGCCAAGGAGCUCAACCAGCUCACCAUGCUGGACAAAGACAACAACAACGAGGCCGUUGAUGCUGUAGUGCCCCCGCCACCGCCGCCAGAGAGGAAUAGCUCCUACCUGAUAAUGUCGCAGCAGAAACUGCGUGCCAGCACUGGAAGCUCCACCAGCUCCAUGGGUCUGCUGAAGACUGCCACCAGCAAUCAGGCAGCUGUGGCUGUGGAGAUCAAGAAGGCGUCCCUCCUGAACACCCAAUCCAACAACAACAAUAAUAACAACAAUCUGGCGGGAAGCCUGAACAACAACACCAUGCAGGCGUCACCCUUGAGCGCCAUGGAACUGAAUGCUGCCUAUGUUUCGGCCACGGGGACGGGAAUGAUGGGCAGCUUGGGCACGCCUCCUCCACCACCGCCUUUGAUGCAGCGGGACAACAAGCGGGUUAGCUUCCAUGACGAGGAGAACAACUUUGUUGGCGGCACCAAUCCCCAACAGCAGCAGUACAUCAUGGACAACUAUGGCAUGGAGCACCAGGACUUGGAUACCAUCAGAGAAGACACCAGUUUUCUGCAGCAAAGUCUGGAUGCCUCCAUGUUGCCCUCGAUGCCAGCCACUCCCGAUGCCGCCCUCUGGAACACCACAGUGCAGUCUACGCCCGGCGUUAUAGGAGCGCAAGAAGUGUACAGAGAUCCGCGCCAGCGUCGCCUGGCGGAAAAGCAACAGCAGCAACAACAACAGCGAGCUGGAGACGCGGUGCCGGAGAAGCUCUCCUUCAAGGAGAAGAUGAAGAUGUUCGCCCUGGAGUCGGGAGAGGAUAACACGCCCAAGGACAAGCUGAAGAUAUCACGGGCCCAGCGGGACAUCGAUGCGGUGCACUAGAAAGGAUUAGGAGGAAUCAUUGCUAUCUGCUAUGUACAUACACACCCGAACCCACAAAGCUUACACUUCAAUAUUUUGGGGCCAAGUUGCUACGUUAGCCUCCAUAGGACGCGUACAUACCUAGACCGAGUUAUAUACAUAGUUAUCCAGUAACGAUAGAAACAAACCUAACGAAUUUGCUUAGCAAGGCAAUAGAAAUCCACGGCUAUAGCGCUUCAGAGUUAAUUACCACACAAACGAAAUGUUAACUGAAUUCAAUUAGUGAGAAUUGUCAGUGUAUAUCGCUAUAGUCUAUAUAUACGAUUAUAUAUACAAAACUGUAACGAGCCUGAGCCUGGCAACGAAAGGGGGGCGAGCCACAUUUGUAAAGCGUUUUGAACAUUUUAAAUUAAACUUAACGAUUAACCCUACGAUUAACAAUUUGUUACAUCAGAUUACCGAAUACAAUUUAUGGUUAGACAAGAGUGUAAAUGAGCCGAGUUAGACUAGAUAUACAUUACAUAUACAUAUACUUACCUGGGAACCGAGCGGAACAAGAAACGUUUAUAUAUAUUAUACUCUAAGCCACAACAACGUUAAAACAAAUGGUCCAAUUAUUCAAUUACAAAUGCUAUAUUUACAAAACCACGAACCACAAAUGAAUAAUUCAAAUGUUCAAAAAUAAUAUAUAUAUUUUUAAUUAAAGCCUCUUUUUUAAACCAUUUUGGAUGCGAAUAGGCAUACUAAUGAACAACUAUAAAUUGUUAAAUAUUAUGCGUACCAAUUUAAAAA
This is a messenger RNA of Drosophila bipectinata, 7722 nucleotides long. It is a transcript of the gene cno, whose product is annotated as adherens junction formation factor afadin. Gene Ontology annotation, biological process: signal transduction; regulation of protein localization. The record is from RefSeq and is a predicted model, not a curated record. Gene Ontology annotation, molecular function: cell adhesion molecule binding. NCBI's taxonomy places the organism in Eukaryota, Metazoa, Arthropoda, Insecta, Diptera, Drosophilidae. Gene Ontology annotation, cellular component: adherens junction.